GUUUUCCAUUCCGAUAAUACAAACACGCAGUUGAUCGGGUGGUUUGCAAGUUUGGCCUGAAGCCCUGCUGUUCAAGUCGAAAGCGUAUUGUUCCGACAGCCCUCGUCUUAGCUUAUUUAAACGCAUAAAUCGAUUAGCAGCACCGGCUGAGAGUAUGAGUUAACUGGGAUAAUUUUGGCUCUUGGACAUUUGGCGCGCAAGUUAAUGUUCUGAGCUUCGUCACGGCCUUCGUUUCCAGCAACGAUGGCAGUUAUGGAACGCCGUGUAGCAGACCUGGAGCAAGCCCUCCAGGCUGCGAACGCGCAGAUGGAGGCAAACGAGAUGUCCUACUCGCUUGCAAUCCAGCGCUAUCAACGUGAUGAGGAGAGAUGGGCGACAGAAAGGGCUGAACUACAGGAGCGCGUCAGCAAGCUGGAAACGGAAUCGCAGCAGCGGUCCAAGGUCCAGGAAGACUUGGCGCACGUAAGCCAGGAGCUCCGGGCUAAGCAGCGCGCAGUGGACGAGCUCCAGGGGGCCCUUAGCGCGGCAACAGAUCAGCGCAGCAACGCCCUGCAGUCGCUGGAGAGCCUCAAGACCGUCCUGAACGCAAAGGACGAGGAGGUGGCAGCUCUGGCCCGCCAGAAGGGGGAGCUCACGGACCUUGUUCGGACGCUCCAAACGUCCCUCAGCAGCAGCGACAGUCGGCUGCAGCUGCAGCUGCUACAAACCCAGUAUGACCAGGAGCGCAAGUACUGGGAGGGCAAGCUGAAGCUGUAUGAGGAGGAGUUGGAUGCUAAGAACAAUGCGCUGCUGGAGGACAAGAGGCGGUCUUCUAAUGACAUCCUGGCUCUGCGGCAGCGGGUCUCGGAGCUCGAGUACGGCAGCCAGGUGGCGGAUGGCGCCCGCAAGCAGCUGGAGACGCAGCUGCGGGAGAUGGAGGGAUUCCUGCGGGAUGCGCGCAAGCAAGCUCACGACCAGGAGCAGGCCAAGAUUGACAGCGAGGAGCACUGGCGCCGCCAGGCCUCCGAGUACCAGCACCUGGCCUCGCAGCACCAGGCAGCCCGGGAGGCGGCGGAGGCGGAGGCCGCGGCUCUGCGCGCGCAGCUGCUGGAGGUGCAGGGGCAGAUGCAGGGUCUGCAAGUCCUGUCCGAGGAGGCUGCCACAAAGCUGGAGGAGCUGCAGUCGGCUUCGGAGCAGGCGGCGCAGCGACACAGGGCCCAGCUGCAGCACCUAAAUAACGUCAUGGCAGCAGCGCUUACGUCCGGAGACGUCACCAUGCUCACGAACGCGCUGCCGCCGGGCUCUCCGGAGGUGGCCGCAGCUGCGGCGGCGGCGAUGGCAAAUGCAGCCGCGGUAGGCGGCAGCGGCGGGGCCGGCGGGAUGCAGGCCGAUCCCAUGACGCCUGCUGCUGCUCUCCACUCAGCAGGGACGCCUUCGGGGGUGGUGGCGGCUGCCGGGCUGAUGACGCCGGCGGCGGUGGUGAUUGGCGGGGAGGUGCUGCAGGGGAAGAGCAUCAUGGAGGUUUGGAGCAUGUAUCAAGACAUGCAAGACGCCUUCCACCGGGAGCGUUCCGAGGUGCGGCGGCUGAACAGCUACAUGGAGAGCAUCGCUGCGGACCUGGAGGCCAAGAUGGCGCUGCAGCAGCACCAGCAGCAGGAGGCGGACAAGAUGCGGGAGGCGCUGGACAGGGCCAUGGCCACCGUUGCGGGCAUGGAGGAGUCCAACCGGCGGCUGCAGGCCUCCCUGGCGGCAGCGCAGGCCUCCCUGGAGCGCAAGGAGUCGGAGGGACAGGCGCAGGAGCAGACCAUCCGUGACCUCAGCCAGCAGGUGAAGGCGCUGGUGGAGGAGGUUCAGCGGCUGAGCGGCAACCCCAUUGCGCGCAGCAGCAGCGGAGGCGCCGCCGGUGGUGCUGGCGGCGGCAGCAGCGGCGCCGACAUGGUGUUGGCGGGGGCCGCAGGUGGGGGUCUGAGUGCGGACCAGCUGCUGCUGCUGAACGCACGUGACGUCAUCAGCAGCCGCCUCGUCACCUUCCGCUCGCUGGAUGAGCUGGUGGAGCAGAACAGGCGGCUGCUAGCGCUGGUGCGGCAGCUGGGCCGGGACAGCGAGCGCAGUCGCGCGGAGGUCGCGGAGGACGUGGCGCAGCAGUUUGCGAGCAGGGAGCAGGGAUACAAGGGCGAGAUCGCGGAGCUCAACCGCAUCAUCGUCGAGCUGAGCGAGGCCGCCAACCACUCAACCGCCCGGAUUAACGACCUCAAGGCACGUGUCACAGAGCUGGAGGCAGCCACGGCCGCGGCAGCGAACUCUGCUGCGGCUGCAGCGUCGCCGGGAGGCACGCCGGCGCCGCCGGCAGCGCCCGCAGGGGAUGCAUCGGCGGGUGACAACGGCGGCGCGGCUGCGGAGGCAAUGGCGGCGGCGCUAGCUCAGGCCCGGGAGGAGCUGUCUCAGACGCGGCAGGAGGCGAAGGCCAUGGCGGAUGCGAUGCAGGCGCAGGUUCAUGAGCUACGUGACAAGCUGGCCUCCGCCACCGCCGAAUCCUCCCGUCAGUCGGGCCGUGCGGAGGACUGGCGGCAGCGCUGCACGCAUCUGGAGGCGCUGCGGGAGAGCGAGAUGGCGGUGCGUGCGGCGCUGGCGGCGGAGAAGGCGCAGCUGGGGGGGCUGCUCACGGCGGCGCAGCACCGGGCGGAGGCGGCGCAGCGGGGACUGGAGGAGCUGCAGGCGCAGCUGCGCACCCGCUCGGAGCAGCAGGUGGUGCUGGAGGCGCGCCUGGCCGCCGCCACCGCCGCCCUGGAGGAGGCGCGAUCCACUCUGGGGCUGGCGGAGGGAGAGCGGAACCGCGCGGUGGCGGAGGCGCGCGUUGCGGAGCAGCUCAAGAGCUCCAGCGAGGCCUCUGCCGCCCAACGUGAGCGCGAAAUGGAGCGCCGUUGCAGCGGCCUGGAGUCCGAGCUGACUCGCCUGCGUGAGGACCACGAGCGGCAGCAGAACCUCUUCCACCACUCCUUGGAGGCUGCAACCGCGCAGCUCCGGGAGGUGCGGGAGGAGGCAGCAGACAUGCGCCGCGCGAGGGAUGAGGCGGAGCGCACCCUCGGGGAGGCCCGGAACCAGGUUUCGGAGCUGAACGGCCGCGUGGCGGAGCUGCAGACCCAGGUUUCGGAGCUGGGUGGGCAGCUGGCGGCGGCACGUGGGGGUGCUGCUGCGGCGGUGGAUAUGGUGGAGGGGCAGCGGCUGCGGGACGUGGAGGCGCAACUGCGAGAGACACAGGCGGACCUGGAGAGCGCCCGCGAGCAGCUCUCCGCCCGCACCGCCGCCCUGGACUCGCUGCGGUCGGCACUUGCAGCGCUAGAGACCACCCACGAGCAGCUCCGGGAGAGCGCGGCGGCGCAGCAGGCGGCUGCGGUGGCAGCAGCGGAGGCGGCGGAGGCAGCCCGGGCGGAGCUGCAGGCCUCCCUAGCCGCCGCAGAGGCCUCAGCUGCGGAGACCGCUGCCGCGCUGGCUGCUUUGCGAGCACAGCAUGAGGAGGCGGCGGCUGCGGCUGCGGCGGAGGCAGCUCGGUUGGGUGCUGAGGUGGAGCGAUUGGGCCGGGAGCUGGCGGACCGGGUCAGCCAGAGGAGCCGCGCGGACGAGGACAUUGCCCGCCUACAGGCUGCCGUACGGGAGUACCGCAGCCGCUACGAGGAGGCGGUUGCCUCGCACGCGCGCGACGUGACGGCGCUGCAGGCGGCUGAGACCAAGCUGGAGGAGACGCAGGCGACCGUGAACCGCCUGGAGUCGGACCUCUCCGCCGCCCUCAGCGGCGUGGACGAGCGGCUUGCGGCUGCCGAACGGGAGCGCGAGUCGCUGUCCGCCGACCUUGCUGCCGCGGAGGCUCGUGCGGCGGAGCGGGCGGCUGCCUCGGAGCAGCUGCUUGCUUCGGUGCGGGGCGUGCUGGCGGGCAGCCACCACGAGAUGAUGGGCAUGUCGGCGGAGCAGUACAAGUCCCUGAUGGACUACCUGGGCCGCGACAAGGCGCUGGCCACCGCGCAGCUCGACCUGCUGGUGUCAGAGCGCAACAAGCUGCGGGAGGAGCGCGACAACGCCGUCAAGCAGGCUGCCGUACUGCGCGCGCAGAUGGGCGCGCUGCAGGACUCGCUGGUGACCAGUCGCGCCGACCUGCAGGCGCGCAUCCACACGUUGGAGGCGGAGGAGCACACGAGGCGGCUGGCGCAGGGACAGCUGAGGGGAGAGCUGGAGGCGGCAAGAGCGGAGUCGGAGCGGCUGCGGUCACUGCUGGUCUCCGCGGAGCAGCGUGCCGCCGCGGGCGAGGCGGGUCAGCGCGAGGCGGCAGCGGGGCUGGCGGGGCUGCAGGCGCAGCUGGAUGCACACAGGCGCGGGGAGGCGCUGUGGCGGGAUAAGUACGAUGCGCUGAUGAGCAGGUACGGCAAGGUGACUCUGGAGGAGCAUGCCUCGGUGAAGGCCGAAUUGGCGGCAGCGGAGGAGCAGUUGAAGGCGGCGCAGGCGGCGCGGGAGGCGGCGGAGGGGCAGCUAACGGAGGCACGGACGGCGCGGGAGGCAGCGGAUGCCGAGGCCGAGAAGGCGCGCAAGGAGCACGCCGAGUUGCGCACUCGCCACAACGCGCUCAUCCGGCGGCACCGGGAGGCCAUGGCAGGCGCGGAGGCGGCGGCGAAGGACCUGGCGGCGGCGCGGGAGGAGGCGGCGGCGGCCAACGACAAGGCGGCGGCGGCGGAGGCGGCCGCCGCCAAGGCUCGGGAAGACGCAGCGGCGUCACAGGUGGAGGUCAACAACAAGCUGAAGACGCACCUGCAAAAGCUCCAGGAGCGGCACCGGGCUCUUCUGGCGGAGAAGUCCCGACUGGACGGAGAGCUCCAGGCCGCCCGUACGGCCCUGGAGGGCGCCAAUAAGGCCCUGGAGGAGGAGCGCAGCCGCCGAGCAGCGGACACGACCUCCGGCAAGGCAGCGGCGGCUAGAAUUGCCGAGCUGGAGAAGCAGCUGAAGACUGUGCGCGAUGAAUUGGCCGCUUCCGAAACCAAGGUCCGGGAGCAGGCGGAGCGUCUUGAGCGUGCACGAGCCCGUUCCAAGGCUGCUCAGAACCAACAACAGCAACAACAGCAGGCUACUAACCUCGCUCAGGCCAAUCUGCCGCCGCACAUCCGCACUCCCAUUCUCGCGGCCCCAGCCACCGCUGCGACUACAGUACCUGCUCCCGCCGCCGCUACGACUACAGUUCCCGCUCCAACCGCCGCUGCGGCAGCUCCCGCGAAACCGGCAGCCGAGCCUGCUCCUGCUGCCACCGUGGUGCCAGCCACCGCUGCAACGGUUGCAAGUCAACCUGCAGCGGCGGCGGCGCCUGCUGUGCCAACUCGGCCACCCCGGAGGGCGCCCAUUUCCUUUCCAAACCCUUCACAGCAACCGCAGCCGCAGCAGUCGAUUGCCCAACAGGCGCUGUCCGGCGUUACCUCUCCAGAUGCGGCCGGCGGCGAGGCCCCGCCCGCCGCCGGAGCGGAACAAGGUGUCAACUCAGCAGCCGCGGCAGUAGCAGCGGGCGUCACGGGCCCCCUGCCACCAGCGGCAGCAACGCAGCAACCCUCGACAACUCCUGCUGUCCCGGCUGCUGCGCCGGCAACGACGGUUGCAGCCGACGUGGACAUAACCAUGGGUGAUGCGGCGGCGGAAGCGGAGGCGCAUCCGCCACCCCAUCCGGCAGCGCUUGCAGACACGGCGCCGGCGGCAGCAGCAGCGGAUGCCGCCAUCGUAGCCCAGGAGGAUACGACACCUGCGGCUGCUCCGGCACCGGAAGCAGACACUGAGAUGGCCAACGCGGCGGAGGCGGCUACUGGGGUCGCGGCGUUGGCAAGGUCACCGGCCGCGGCAGCGGCGGCGGCUGACGAGGCACAUGAGGAAGGGGAGCUUGUGGAGCAUGCUGAGGAGGGUGCGGAGGAGGAGAUGGAGGGACAUGAAGAUGAGGAGGAGCAGGCGGCCGGGGCGGGGGCGGAGACGGCGGAAGAAGGGGAGGAGGGCGGCGAGGAGGGUGUGGUUGGUCAGGAGGCCCCGGAGCAGGGUGAACUUGUAGAGCAACAGGAAGAUGAGACGGCGGCGGCCACCGCAGCCGGUGAGGGCGCGUCUGAUGGGGAGGAGGAGGAGGAGGCUGCGGAGGAGGAGGAAGAGGAGCAGGGCGACCGCAACGCUGAAGGAGCUGCUGCUGCGGCGGGCGAUGAGGGCGAGGCUGAGGCUGCGGAGGAAGGAGGCGGCAAAGAGACGGCAGGAGCAGCGGACAAGGCUGCUGCAGCAGGUGGUGAGCAACAACAGCAAGGCGAAGAGGAGGAGGAGCACGAAGAAGGCGAUAUGGGCAGCGGUGAUGGCGAGGGGGAGGGUGCUGCGGACGAGGAGGGUCGCGGAGAGGGCGAGGGCGGCGAGGGUGCGGAGGGCGAGGCUGCCGGUGUGGACGGCGGAGAGUCGCGGGGUGGCGAGGGUGACGCGGAACAACCCCAAAAGCAGCCAGAGCAGGAGGGGCAGCAAGGGGAAAAGACGGAGGGAGAGGGCGAGGCGGCAGCCGCAGCUGCGCUGGCUGCUGCCACGAUGGCUUUGGAAGCUGCAACUGCCGCUAGGGACGCUGCGGCGGCGGCAGCGGACGCAGCGGCGGCAGCAGAGGGCGCUGCUGCGGAUGCGGCAGCAAUGGAGGAGGAGGAGCAGCCGCCUGCUGAGGCGCAGCGGGAGCAGAUGCAGGAGGAGGAGGGCGAGGGCGAGGGCAACGAAGAUUACGAGGGUGAGGGUGGCGAUGAUGGCGGCAGCGACGGCGGGAGCGGUGGAGGCUCGGAGAUGGAUGAUGAAGAGGACCCCGACCUUGCCGCGCUCAGGAUGCAGGCGCUCGCCGCCACCACCAAUACCCGCAAGCGCCAGAUGACUCCACCAGUGGACGACACCGCACCCCAUGCAACGGCUGACGGCGAAGCCGCAGGUGGUACGGCAGGAGCUGGCACGUCAGCAGACGCAGCAGCAGGCGCCAGCCAGGAAGAUGCCGAUGCAGCGCCUGCGGCCAAGCGAGCGCGUGCCUUCUCCCACACAUCGCUUGUGUCUCUUGGGGCCGCCGCAGCGCCCGCGCAGCAACAAACAACCGAAGGUGGUGCCGGCACACUGGAUGACCUGGAGCUAGACGAGCUGGUGCCGGAAGUUGCAGCUGAUUUUGACGCCAUGGGAGGUGCUGCUGCUGCUACACCCGUUGCUGCCGCCCAAGAGGCGCCGCCGCCGGCAACGACUGCUCAGGCCUCACCGGGAGAAGCGGCAGCCGAAGGCAUCACUGCCUCGCCCGCAUCCCUUCGUGCCCGAACACCGCCUCUGACCGUUACCACCGCUACGAGGAUGGCUGCCGAUGAGGCCGCUCCUCGGUCGCCUCGAGCGGCAAUGGGACCCGUGCGCGGCGGGCGAGCCGGCGGUGCUCGUACGGCAGGUGGACGAGCAACGGCGGGGCGUGGGCGCGGCGGUGCUCGUAGACCUUCGCUAACGGGAGCGGCGGGCACGCUGUCUGCGCCUGCAUCACCGAAAGAGGAUGCGGCUGAGGGCGCCGCUGGGACGGCGGGCACGAGUACGGCUGCUGCUCCCGCUGCUGCUGCCGCCGCUGCUGCCUCAAGCACAAGUGCUGGACAAGAACAGCAGCAACAGCCACCGCAGCAGCUACAGCCACAGCAGAAGCGCCAACGUUCCGAGAUUAGCUUCAAUCUGGCGCCCAAGGCCGCGCCAAGUGCUGCAGAUGCGGGAGUUGCCGCCAGCGGCAGCGGUGGUGCCGCUGGGGUUGGGGUGGCCGGUGUAAGCCCUUCAACGUCACCGGGCAUGCCGGUCAUGGCCGCCACGACGGGCGGGGGUGGCGGUCGCGGCGGCAUGGGCGGUCGACAGGCAGCCAAUGUAGUCCGGAGGGCACUGAUGGGACGUGGAGGCGGUGCUGCUGCUGCUGCGACGGGUCUUCCUGCUAGUGCCGGUUCCUCACCCUCUGGUGGGCUGGCUGGUAUGAGCACGGUUGUGGGCUCCACAGCAGCAUCAGCGGGGCCCGGAGCGACAGCCAGUCCGGUACAGCAGCUCAUGCUGCAACAGCAGAUUGCGAUGUUGCAGCAGCAGGCUGCCGCGGCGCAGCAGCUGAAUGCAGUGGCCGCGGCGGCAGCUGGCGGAAUGGGGCUACAGUCGGGGCCUCAGGGCCCAGCUGUUGGUGCCCGGGGAGGAAUGAUGGGUGGAAGAGGUGGGAGGCGUGGGGGCGGAAGGGCCCGUGGUCGGGGCGCCGCGCCUUGAUUGCUGCGCUCAAUUGGAGAGGAGAGGGCUUAGGGUGUACAGUGCAGUGUGUGAGGGUAUUCGGGUUGGCAAUAAGGCCGUCAGCUUUAAUGAGCUGGCUGUUCCGUGGUAACGUUGCCUGCUUGCCUCCUUGGCAAGUGGCGGUAGGGUAGGUGUUGUUACUGCAAUGUGUGCGACUGCAAGCAAUUGGGGGUUCCCGUCUAGCCUCGUCGUUCAAUAACUAGCAGGGCAGAGCCUUGUAUUCGGCUUCGGUAGUUGGCCCCGUUGGUUUCUUCUUGUACGUGCAUGCCGUCAUGACAGCCAAUGCGAAAUCCUCCUGACUAUGUUGGAUAAAAGUUGAUAGUGUUCCUUCAACGCACCCGUUGUUACGUCCCUGGGUGGUGCAUUUGUUAGUUUGCCGAUGAGAGCCGUGCCUAUACUACGUCAGCGUUUUAGGAGUAGCACAGCUAUACAGGUUAAGAAGUCGCAAUCAGCUGUCAUAAGGAUCCUGCACCUGGGUAGUUACUGGCCCAAGGACCCCACCACUUGAGGCGAAGAAUACGAAAGGGACUUGCAAUUGAUUUCCAGUAUAGAACGGCAAUAACAACUAACCGCUCCCAACGGAGAGUAUGUGUGACCCACGGGUCAAAGGACAUUGAACAGGAAGCGAGACGAAUGUUACCAUAGAGAAGCUGCUAACAAUUGCAGCAACGUAAAAUACGCGUCAAGGCA
Molecule: messenger RNA, 8958 nt
Organism: Astrephomene gubernaculifera
Lineage: Eukaryota; Viridiplantae; Chlorophyta; Chlorophyceae; Chlamydomonadales; Astrephomenaceae
Source: the annotation of a GenBank genome assembly